UCAUAAUUUCCUCUCACUUUCGCAAACCCUUUUCUGAAUUUUUUUAUUAAUUUUUAAAUUGUGGACAUUAAAGUCCAAUUCUUUUUCAGAAACGGGGACGACGAACUGCUAUAAAAUAAAGCCAAAGUAAAGUCCUUUUUUCCUCACAUCUAAAUAAGAAAUUGAGUUUCCUCUGGAAACCAAUUCUGAAGCUCUGUUUUUUUCCCAAAUUUUCACUGACCAUGCCGCUUCCGUGGAAGAAGAUGCGGGUGAACCGAAUUUCCCAAUUCGUCGCCGAUCUCCAAUCACCGAAACGGGGCGGUUCACUCGUGGUCCAGACUGGUUUUCCGACCUCCCUCGUCGACCUCUUCGUCAAGAACCGCGAUCACUUGAAAAAGCCGUCGAAAAAGAACAAGAACAGGAAGAAGAAUAACCCGUCGGCUGACCAGGUCAGCGAUCGGAUCACAGCGAAUUGUGAACUGGGUUCGGGCAAUUUCGGGAUUUUGGUGCAACCCAGUUCACCAAAGGUCAAGAAUUUGAGCUGGGAAGAAGGUGAUCGCGGUGUUGAAGCUGGUGAGUUUCGGGUGUUGGGUGAGACCCAUGUUGAGAAUCGCAUUGUUGAUGAUGAGCAAUGCGUCGGUGGGAAUUGGAGAGCGGUUUUGCUGGCGGUGUUGAAGAUAUUCGCGGUGGUGGUUUUGGCUUUGAGUACCAAGAAGCUCGCUGUUGGGGUCACAUUGUCUGCUUUUCUGCUUCUGUUUCUUGAAUACGCGGGUAAGCAUUUGGCUUGUUUCUUCAAACCAUGCUCGAAAGCGAAACCUGUUUUGCAAAACGUGGCUCAGAGGGCGUCUUCAUAUUUAUUAUUUCUGAAUGGUUUUCAUGAGAGUGAGGAUUUGAAGGGGGUGAUUGUAUGUGAAAAGACUGGGGAUGUUGUGUUUGAAUUGGUUGAUGCUACGGGUGAUUCAGACUCUGCUAUUGGAGAGAUUCAGAUUGUUGAGUCUAACAAGAAGGGAAGUGUGUGCGCUGAUGAAACUGGUGGAGACAGACCUUUGAUUGAUUUACUUGGUGCAGAUUAUGAGAAGGAGAGGGUCGUGGAUAAGAGAGAUGUUGGUGAUAAAACUUUGGUUGAGUUGCUUGGUAUGGAUUAUGAGAAGAGGACGGUGGUGGAUAAGAGAAGAGUGGGUGCAGAAAAAGCAGUCGGUGAAAUAACUUUGGUUGAGUUGCUUGGUAAGGAUUAUAAGAAGAUAAAGGUAGUGGAGGGUGGUGAAGAUGGAGGUGAAUUUAUAGCAGAUAAGAAGAGUAAGGGUGGCAAAAAUUCUAACAUUAAAUCAAAACUUAUCAAGAAAUUUGUGCCUAAGAAGUUGCGCAGAAAGUGUAAGCAAAAUGAACCGGAGCUGGAGCCUCUCCUAAGCAGUGAUCACAUGGGAUAUGAUAAGUUAGAGGGAUGUGAAGAACAUGAAGACCAUAAAGAUGUGAAACAAGAGGAACAGGAAAGCGAAAACAUGUCAGUGUUUUCUGCAGAAGAGAAAAGUGAAAUCCAAGGAUUUGAUGGAGUUUCUGAUCUUGGCGAAGGAUCAUUGGCUGGCGGAGAAACACCCUUGAUUGUUGAAAGGAAGGGAAGAGAAGGGAAUUUAGGGUAUCUGGUUCUCUUUCUAAUUGUUCUUGCUGGACUUUUCGGAGGUCGGAUUGUAGCCCUGAUGCUUACAAUCACUAGCUGCUUUAUGCCGAAGUUGGCUGGAAGCCUGAGGAGAUCGGUAAAAAUAUGCCGGUGUUCUGUCCCGAUCUCAAGUUAGAAUAUCUGUGGUUGUUAUAGUGAUGUCUUGUUUUUCUUCAGAUAUAGGGUUCUUGAAUUCAAGUCUCGAAUUGUAGUCUGAAUGUGAAAGCUCAGUGUGCUAGAAAUUCCAACCUUUUCGUUGGAAACCCAGCUUGAGGUGUUGUACUCAAAACUGUAAAAUUGUUACAGAUACAAAUCAAUAGUACAUAUUUCUUGUUUCCUUGUAUUGA
Messenger RNA from Prunus persica (peach), 1980 nucleotides. RefSeq lists its product as uncharacterized. The record is from RefSeq and is a predicted model, not a curated record. Bases 222 to 1769 code for a protein of 515 amino acids. The transcript has a single exon. Lineage: Eukaryota; Viridiplantae; Streptophyta; Magnoliopsida; Rosales; Rosaceae.